Rhodofomes roseus is the source of this 1388-nucleotide messenger RNA. RefSeq lists its product as uncharacterized. The transcript has 6 exons. NCBI's taxonomy places the organism in Eukaryota, Fungi, Basidiomycota, Agaricomycetes, Polyporales, Fomitopsidaceae. The record is from RefSeq and is a predicted model, not a curated record. The coding region runs from base 228 to 1094 and encodes 288 amino acids.
GUCGGGCACCUCGAGUCUGUAAGUGGGCGCAGUGCUUCGUUUGACGCUAUCAGUAUGCUCAUGGCGAGGAUAUAGGGUAAGACGAAGACGAAGGUGCGCCUCAUCCGUCUUUCCUUAGACCUGGUUCUGACGAGCAACAUGUAUAGUACACUUCGGUCUGCCCAUCUGGAGCACGGGCCUCGCACUGAACCCGCCGGUACUGGUACGCACUGCAGAGGCUGAGACAGAUGCGAAGACUAAGAGGCCUGAAGGACACGGACAAGCCUGACCUGGACGUCUGGGCGUCGAGCGACGCCGCGAUGAUCCAUGGCAUGCCUCUCCCGGUCACCGCCCAAGACACCCUUCUCCCCUGCUCACUCGUCGUCCACCAGAAGGCGAAGCACCAGUUGGAAAACGUGCCGUUCCGGUUCCACAACGCGGGGUCGCCCGCGUACAUCGGCGGCGGGCAGGCGUUGUACGACCGCACGCGCGCCUGGCGAAGGCGCGGGGGAGGAGGCGGGGCGGUUCGCGUGACGGUGGUCGCUGUGGCGCGCUGCGUACUUCACCAUGACGCUGAGCUGGAAGAGCAAGCCGUCGCUCGUUUCGCUCAGUCUCUCCGUGCUCUGCGCGCGUUUGUGAUUGGGAAGCAGUGCGGACCGAUGUGCGUCUCUCGCAUUGUAAGGGCGCCGCAUUCCCACCCCUCACACUCGUUGUCCGCGAUGGCAUGCCGCGCCAUGCCACGGCGGCGCGACCGGCCUGCUGCCCACGCUGUACGACCGUCCCUCGCAGCCCACGAGCUGCAGGUUCUCGCUCGCCCCGUGGACAAGAUCACCGACCGUCGGGUAGGAGCCCGUCCGCGCAUCUGCCUGCAGAAAGCUGAUGUGGGGGAAGCGCUGCCCCUGCGAGAGGAGAAGAAAUUGGUAUCAGGUAUGCGAUGCACAAGUCCCAGUGCGACGGUAUACGGAGCACCACGUCGGGCACCUGGAGUCUGGCAAGACGAAGACGAAGUACACUUCGGUCUGCCUAUCUGGAGCACGGGCCUUGCACUGAACCCGGCGGUACUGAUCGAGUGUGACGGUAAAGACUCAAGCACGCAUGUCGAUGACUGUGUGUAACUUGAUCACCGACGAGCACCCCAGCGGACAAGCCUGACCUGGACGUUUGGGUGUUGGGCGACGCCGCGAUGAUCAAAGGCAUGCCUCUCCCAGUCACCGCCCAAGACACCCUUCUCCCCUGCUCACUCCGCGUCGUAAAUCGGAAAACGAAGUAACUCUGGAAGAAGCCCAGUGCCGCGAAGGACCAGCUGGCAAAGGAUCCGUUCCGAUUCCACAACGCGGGUCGCUCGCGUACAUCGGCGGCUGGCAGGCGUUGUACGACCACACGCGCGCAUAGAGAAGCCGAGGGGGAAG